AUGCCGUCUCGCUGGAACAACACGUGGGUGCCCUGGACGGACUGCGUCGAGGAUCCGUCCUACAUCGCCUGCAACGUCGACACUCCAGCUUCUGGUGACGCUCAUUCUUGUGCUGUGAUGGAGCGCUCGCAAAACAUGCACACCGUGUUACUCCUAGCAUUCGCAUGCUUGCUGGCGACUUCCUCCUCUGCUGAUACGAAACCGCCCAACAUCAUUUUCAUACUCGCUGAUGAUAUGGGCUGGAAUGAUGUCAGUUUUCACGGUUCCAAUCAAAUUCCUACACCCAACAUCGACGCAUUGGCUUACCAUGGGAUCAUCUUGAACAACCAUUAUGUUCAACCAAUCUGCACACCCUCCAGAGCCGCCUUUAUGACGGGAAAGUACCCUAUACGCACAGGUGAGCAGGGUACCCCUAUGGACGAGCACGAGGGUCGCGGGUUAGCCAACGGCACCCUGCUGCCCGGCUACCUGAAGCAGCUCGGUUACGUCACCAGAGCCGUCGGCAAGUGGCACCUGGGCUUCCACGAGGUGGAGCUCACGCCCACCUACCGCGGGUUCGACUCCUUCCUGGGUCACUGGGGCGGCUCCAUCGGCUACUUCGACUUCAUCGUCCAGACUACACCCGACGGCAAGGAGCUGAACGGCUACAUCCUGUGGAAGAACCUGACGACGGCGUGGGAGCACGCCGGCCGCUACUCCACCGACGUCUACACGGAGGAGGCGGAGCGGCUCAUCCUGGAGCACGACACGGAGAGGCCGCUCUUCCUGUACCUGGCGCACCAGGCCUGCCACUCGGGGGACCCCGCCGCCCCCGUCACCGCGCCUCAGGACGCCAUCAACAAGUUCCUCUACAUAUCGGACCCCAACAGGCGCAUAUACGCAGGCGUGGUGUCCAAACUGGAUGAAUCGGUGGGCCGAGUGGUGGCGGCGCUGCAGAGCCGAGGAAUGUUGGAGAACUCCAUCAUCGUCUUCACUCCGGACAACGGAGCGCCCACAACGGGCAAAACCGCCAACUGGGGUUCCAACUACCCCUUCAGAGGCUUGAAAGCGACGCUGUGGGAAGGCGGUGUGCGAUCCCCUGCCCUGGUGUGGAGCCCGCUGCUGCAGAACACGCCCAGAGUGUCCCACCAGCUGAUGCACGUCACCGAUUGGCUGCCCACGUUCUACGCUGCUGCAGGAGGAAAUGUGUCGUCACUUCCGGAAGACCUGGACGGCGUCAACUUGUGGGACGCUCUCGUCACUAACGCUGAAUCUCCACGCACAGAGGUGCUGCUUAACAUAGACGAGAAGGUCGGAAACGGUGCGAUCCGCAUCGGCGACUGGAAGCUCGUGAAAGCUAUCCACUAA
Messenger RNA from Schistocerca serialis cubense, 1347 nucleotides. Its product is annotated as arylsulfatase B-like. The transcript has 9 exons. The coding region runs from base 1 to 1347 and encodes 448 amino acids. NCBI's taxonomy places the organism in Eukaryota, Metazoa, Arthropoda, Insecta, Orthoptera, Acrididae. The record is from RefSeq and is a predicted model, not a curated record.